This is a messenger RNA of Thelazia callipaeda (thelaziosis nematode), 1836 nucleotides long. The record is from the annotation of a GenBank genome assembly. NCBI's taxonomy places the organism in Eukaryota, Metazoa, Nematoda, Chromadorea, Rhabditida, Thelaziidae.
AUGUUCUUAAGACCAGCCGUAAUUUCGUUAUUGGCCUUUCAAUGUGCAUGUACUACUGCUAAAGAAGAUGCAGACUUUGAAAAAGACAAUGGCGUUUUUGUGCUCAAUGAAAACAACUUUGAAUUAUUUCUUCAGAAGUACCCAACAGCACUAGUUGAGUUCUACGCCUCAUGGUGCAACCACUGUAAAGCAUUCGCACCAGAAUAUGCAAAAGCCGCUAAAAAACUGACGAUACCUUUGGCAAAGGUAGAUGCUACAGUGGAAACGAAAUUGGCAGAAACUUACAAUAUUGAAGAUUAUCCUACUCUUAAAUUAUGGCUCAACAGCGACAGUCCUAUUGAUUAUGAUGGUGAACGCAAAUCUGAUGAAAUCAUUCAGUGGGUUUAUGAGAAGACAGAUCCUACAUAUAAGUCACCAUCAUCUGCAGUUGUGAAGCUAACGGAGAGAAAUUUUAGUGUUUUCAUCUCUUCGCAUCCACUUGUAUUAGUUAAAUUCUAUGCAUCGUGGUGUGGUCACUGCAAAAAGCUUGCACCUGAAUACGAAAAAGCUGCACAACAGCUCAAGGGAAACGGAAUAGUGCUUGCAGAGGUAGAUUCCAUUGUCGAGCAUAAUUUAUCUUCUGAACAUGAUAUCACUGGUUAUCCGAAACUAAUUAUUUUCCGAAAUAAGAGAAAAUUUGAUUACAAUGGACCUAGAGAUGCUGCAGGUAUUGUGUCAUACAUGACUCAGGAAGCUGAACCUGCUCUGAAAAAAGUUGCUACAGUCAAGGAGGCUCAGCGUUUUAUGCUCAAAAAUGAUGUAACAAUAAUUGGUUUUUUUGCAGACGAAAGUGAAAUAAUAUUAGAUGCUUUAAGUGAUGCAGGCAAGCCUGAAAUAACACGAAAUGAUUUAAAUAUCGCUGUUUGCCUGGAAAAAGAUGUUGCUCAACAUUUCCAAAUUAAUGAAGAUAAAAUUGUCAUUUUCUUUCCUGAAAUAUAUUGGAGUAAAUAUGAACCAAAUCAAAUUGUAUAUGAAAAGAAAGCUGGUACUGCAGAAGACUUAGUAACUUUUUUUCAAGAAAAUUCAACUCCUCUAGUUGGUCACAGGACUAGAAAGAAUGUUGCAAGCAGAUACACUACUUUUCCUCUCGUAGUUAUUUAUUACAACGUGGAUUUUUCAUUGGAAUAUCGCGAAGGGACACAGUACUGGCGAAAGAAGGUAUUGGAUUUUGCGAAUAAAUAUAAAGAAAAUAAAUAUCGCUUCGCAAUAUCAGACGAAAAUGAAUUCGCUGAUGAACUUGCGGAAGUAGGCUUAGGAGACAGCGGUCUUGAACAUAACGUUUUAGCAUUUGGCUAUGACGGCAAAAAGUAUCCUAUGAGUCCGGAUGAAUUCGAUAAUGGAUUAGAGGAAAACCUUUUCGCUUUUAUGAAAAAAUUGGUCUCAGGUAAGAUAAAGCCUUUUAUAAAGUCGGCGCCUCUGCCGAAGAAUGAUAAAGGGCCAGUGAAGACUGUGGUUGCUUCAAAUUUCGCUCAGAUUGUAUUCGAUGAAACAAAAGAUGUAAUGGUUCAGUUUUAUGCACCAUCUUGUGGACACUGCAAGGCAUUUGAGCCGAAAUAUAGAGAAUUGGCGACAAAAUUGAAAAGAGAGGAACCGAACUUAUUACUUGUAAAAAUUGAUGCAAUUGCUAAUGACGCUCCUGACAACUAUGUUGUAAAUAGUUUUCCAACGAUUUACUUUGUGCCAGCUAAUAAGAAAGAACAGCCUAUUAAAUACGAGGGUGAUCGAGAUUUAGAUGAUCUCACGAAGUUUAUGAAAAAGUACGCAUCUGUUUCAUUCCAAGGCAAAACUGAGCUCUAA